CUUAAUUGUAGCAUAAGAAGUAUCCAAGUAGAAUUUGUGCUAGGAAUUUUAAUAUUUUUUAAAAAUUCCAAUCUAAAAAUUUUUCCUACAAGAUAUUCGAAAAAUGGGCACUGGGAAAUUUGUGGAAAUAACUGCUGAGAAUGAAACCUUGUUCGAGGACGUUUUAAAGAACAAGCUACCUUUAACUGGACAGCUACUAAACGUUUGGCGGUUAAGGCGACAAGGAAAGUUUACGGUGGAAAAUUCUGUAAAAUUUUACAUUUACUUGGUAACGAAAGAAUUAGGAUGUGUCCAAGAUAUUUUCGUGCUUUGUGUGCAAGAGCCAAAUAUGCACGGACUUUAUUCCGUAAUUAUUCACGCUCCAGUUUCUCCAACGCACGAGAUGAUUAAAGCUUUCGAGGAUUUCGUGGAAUGGGACAGAAAUCCACUCUUUCCGGCUGCACCGGGACCAUUUACGGACGCGUUUUUAAAACCAAUUUGUCUUAAAAGGGGUGGCAUACCUCCCAAAGAGCAUGCAUGCGAAGCUUAUGCUCUCGAUGGGGACAGGGCGAUGACAGGUCAACGGGAAAAUGUAUUUCCUUUACAAAGUACGAAUAUCAUGAAAAAGGGGAUCGCAUUCGGCUUGCAGAUUUGA
Folsomia candida is the source of this 634-nucleotide messenger RNA. RefSeq lists its product as uncharacterized. Bases 104 to 634 code for a protein of 176 amino acids. NCBI's taxonomy places the organism in Eukaryota, Metazoa, Arthropoda, Collembola, Entomobryomorpha, Isotomidae. The record is from RefSeq and is a predicted model, not a curated record. The transcript has 5 exons.